AUCCUCUCUUCUUCUUUCUCAUAUUAGUCAAACAGAAUGACAAAUGCAUUGAUAUCGAUUGGCCUAUGGCCAAAACAUUUGUAGUUUUAAGAAGUAUAACAGAUGUUUUAUUCUCUGUAAACAUUCUGCUCCAGUUUCGAAUGGCCUAUGUAGCUCCUGAGUCUACAGUUGUUGGUGCUGGCCAGUUAGUUGCUCAUCCAAGAAAAAUCGCUAACCAUUACUUCCGAGGAAAGUUUUUACUAGACUUGUUCAUAGUAAUGCCACUUCCACAGAUAUUGAUAUUAUGGAUCAUACCAGCACACUUAGGUGCAUCUGGUGCAAACUAUGCAAAGAACCUUUUACGCGCUGCAGUUCUUUUCCAAUACAUUCCAAAGUUGUAUAGGCUUCUUCCACUUCUUGCUGGCCAAACACCUACAGGGUUCAUAUUUGAGUCGGCUUGGGCUAACUUUGUUAUUAAUCUUCUCACCUUCAUGCUUGCUGGUCAU
Messenger RNA from Eruca vesicaria subsp. sativa (arugula), 485 nucleotides. Lineage: Eukaryota; Viridiplantae; Streptophyta; Magnoliopsida; Brassicales; Brassicaceae. The record is from the annotation of a GenBank genome assembly.